AUGUCUAAUACUAAUUUAAGAGAGACAUAUGAAGACGAUAAUCAAAUGGGUGAACAAACUUACAAAAGAGGCGCUCAACAUAAAUGGAGCAAGGCUAGAAAAGCAGAUUAUAAACAGUCUGAUGGGUCUCAACAACAUGCUAGUAAGAAAUUAAAGACUAAUGAUAAUCGUGAACAGAAAUUGGAUGACAAUGGAAAUCCAAUUCCAAAGGAGAAAAGACUUCCAAAAAGGAAAGUUGCUGUUAUGGUAGGUUAUUGUGGUACCGGCUAUCAUGGUAUGCAAUAUAACCCACCAAAUCCAACUAUUGAAGAUGCCCUGUUUAAAGCUUUUGUUCAAGCAGGUGCCAUAUCGAAGGCCAAUUCAAAUGACUUGAAAAAAAAUGGGUUCAUGAGAGCUGCUAGAACUGAUAAAGGUGUUCAUGCUGGUGGUAACUUGAUUUCAUUGAAGAUGAUUAUCGAAGAUCCAGAAAUUAAACAAAAAAUCAAUGAAGAAUUACCAAAUGGUAUUAAGGUCUGGAAUAUUGAACGUGUGAAUAAAGCUUUUGAUUGUAGAAAAAUGUGCGGUUCCCGUUGGUACGAAUACUUAUUACCUACUUAUUCUUUAAUCGGUCCAAAACCUGGUUCCAUUUUAUUCAAGGAUAUCGAAGAAAGUAAAUUAGAACUUCCAGGAGUUUUAGAUGAUGAUUUAGAAUCACAAAUUUUCUGGAAAAGAGUAGAUCAUGAAGUUAGACAACACUUUACAGAAGAGGAAAUUGAAGCUAUUAAAAAUUAUGUCCCUCCUCCAAGAGAUGAAUUUAACGAUAAAGAUGGCUUAUAUCAAAAGGUUAAACAAUACAAAAAGUUGGAAAACGAACAUCGUCGUAGAUACCGUAUUUCUGACGAAAAAUUAACUAAAUUCCGUAAUGCUAUGAAUGAAUAUCUAGGUGCUCAUAAUUUCCACAAUUUCACUUUAGGUAAAGAUUUCAAAGAUCCAAGUGCAAUCAGAUUUAUGAAAGAAAUCAGAGUUUCAGACCCUUUUGUUAUUGGUGCUGCAAAAACCGAAUGGAUCUCCAUUAAAAUCCAUGGCCAAUCAUUUAUGUUACAUCAAAUCCGUAAAAUGAUUUCUAUGGCUACUUUAGUCACUCGUUGCGGUUGCCCAGUUUCUCGUAUAAGUCAAGCUUAUGGCCCACAAAAGAUCAACAUUCCAAAGGCUCCAGCCUUAGGUUUAUUAUUGGAGUCCCCUGUAUUCGAAGGUUAUAAUAAAAGAUUAGAAAAAUUCGGUUACAAUCCAAUUGAUUUCAGUAAAUUCCAAAAGGAAAUGGAUGCCUUUAAAAUGAAACACAUUUAUGAUAAAAUAUACAAAGAAGAGGUAGAUGAAAAUGUAUUUAACGCCUUUUUCAGUUAUAUUGACAGUUUCAAUAUGGUAACAGGAGCUCAAGGUAUCGAAACCGACGAAAAAGUAGGUGCUGCUGUUCAAAAAAGUAUUUUUGAAUUCUUAACCGCUAGAGGCAUUCCAGAUUAUGAAGAACCAGAAAUAGAAACUCCAAAGGAUAAAUUUGAAAACUCAGAUGAACCAAAGAAGAACAAGAAGAACAAGAAACAAGAUAAAAAAAUCCAAACUGAACAAGAAAUUUCAAAGGAUAACCUGGAAUCAACCGAGUCAAUGGAUUCCUCAAAGGAAAAGUCUAAAUUUAGUUGCACUAUUCAAUAG
Molecule: messenger RNA, 1689 nt
Organism: Vanderwaltozyma polyspora DSM 70294
Lineage: Eukaryota; Fungi; Ascomycota; Saccharomycetes; Saccharomycetales; Saccharomycetaceae
Gene: PUS1
Product: pseudouridine synthase PUS1
Exons: 2
Coding region: 1-1689 (562 amino acids)
Biological process (GO): tRNA pseudouridine synthesis; mRNA pseudouridine synthesis
Cellular component (GO): nucleus
Molecular function (GO): pseudouridine synthase activity; RNA binding
Source: RefSeq, a predicted model, not a curated record